Pipra filicauda (Wire-tailed manakin) is the source of this 1574-nucleotide messenger RNA. It is a transcript of the gene OPRM1, whose product is annotated as opioid receptor mu 1. Gene Ontology annotation, cellular component: neuron projection; membrane. Gene Ontology annotation, molecular function: G-protein alpha-subunit binding; beta-endorphin receptor activity; neuropeptide binding. The coding region runs from base 221 to 1471 and encodes 416 amino acids. The record is from RefSeq and is a predicted model, not a curated record. The transcript is spliced from 4 exons. Lineage: Eukaryota; Metazoa; Chordata; Aves; Passeriformes; Pipridae. Gene Ontology annotation, biological process: neuropeptide signaling pathway; sensory perception of pain; G protein-coupled opioid receptor signaling pathway.
GGGAGGAGCGGCGACGGGCGGCGGGCAGGCGGCCCCACCGCUCCUGCCUCCACAGGCCCCUCCUUCCGACCCGCCCCGACCCGCCCGCCGCACACAUGUGCCCGCACCCAGCGGCGGGCGCUCCGUCGGGGCUGGCGAGUGCUGCCACCUCCCCGAGACCGCGCCAGCAGCUCCGCGCCGGCACCGCGUCCCUCGGGCGCGGGGAGCAGGUGGCCGCGCCAUGGCUGCCGCUUACCUGCUGGGCAACGGGUCCGCGCCGCUCCUCGCCGGCGCCCUGGAGGUCCCGUUCGCCGCCAACGCCUCCGCCUGCCGCCCUCCCGGGCCGCCCUGCACAGCCGCGCCGCCGGGCGCCUGGGGCAACACCUCGGCGGCGGCGUUGGGCUGGAACCGCUCCGAGCCCUGCGGUGGCGGCAAUGGCAGCGCGGGCGGCGGCGGGCCCUGCGCGCCCGCGGGCGGCGGCCCCUCCGUGUUCACGGCCAUCGCCAUCAUGGCCCUCUACUCCGUGGUCUGCGUCGUGGGGCUCUUCGGCAACUUCUUGGUCAUGUAUGUCAUCGUCAGGUACACGAAAAUGAAGACUGCCACCAAUAUCUAUAUUUUCAAUCUUGCCUUGGCAGAUGCCCUAGCAACAAGUACUCUGCCAUUCCAGAGUGUGAAUUACUUGAUGGGAACGUGGCCAUUUGGUACCAUCCUCUGUAAGAUUGUUAUAUCCAUAGACUACUACAAUAUGUUCACCAGUAUCUUUACACUCUGCACCAUGAGUGUAGAUCGCUACGUAGCUGUUUGCCACCCAGUUAAGGCCCUUGAUUUCCGUACCCCCAGAAAUGCCAAAAUUGUCAAUGUCUGCAACUGGAUUCUCUCUUCUGCCAUUGGCCUGCCAGUUAUGUUCAUGGCAACUACUAAAUACAGGCAUGGCUCGAUUGACUGCACACUUGCAUUCUCCCACCCUGCAUGGUACUGGGAGAACCUCCUGAAAAUCUGUGUGUUCAUCUUUGCCUUCAUCAUGCCAGUCCUGAUAAUUACUGUGUGUUAUGGGCUGAUGAUUUUACGCCUGAAGAGUGUUCGCAUGUUAUCCGGCUCCAAAGAGAAGGAUAGGAACCUGCGGAGAAUCACAAGGAUGGUUCUUGUAGUGGUGGCAGUGUUUAUUGUCUGCUGGACUCCCAUCCACAUUUAUGUCAUCAUUAAAGCCCUGGUCAACAUCCCAGAAACUACUUUCCAGACUGUCUCCUGGCACUUCUGUAUUGCUCUAGGGUAUACAAAUAGCUGCCUUAAUCCAGUCCUUUAUGCAUUUCUAGAUGAGAAUUUCAAAAGGUGUUUCAGAGAGUUCUGCGUCCCCACUUCCUCAGCCAUUGAGCAGCAAAACUCCACCCGAAUCAGACAAAACACUCGUGACCAUGCUUCCACUGCCAACACUGUGGAUAGGACUAACCAUCAGUUGGAACUUCAAGAAGCUGAAACUACUCCACUGCCGUGACAGGGUCUCCUGCUGCAUGGCUCUCAAACCAGUUGCACACCAGUGCCACAGUGUGUCUGGGCAGUAUGCUAUGGGAACGUGUAGGAUAUACUUUCCCUCAAAA